GUCACGGUCAGCUGGUGGAUGAGGAAGUAAACAACACUCGGCUGAACUCGCAGCACGACGGAGAAAGGAAGCCGGGGCGGUGAUUUAAGUGCCGGUGUAACGUGCUCCACCAUCUCUCUGAUCCUCAGGAAUCAGCUCUCCAAAUGAUGUCUCUGAUUUGCACUUUACAAGACCAUCGAGACGAUGUCAACUGGUGUGCCUUCACCAGCAAGCUGUUAGCCACGUGUUCUGGGGACAAAACCCUCAGGAUAUACAACACCCGGGACUUCUCAGAGCUGCCCUUCUCGCCACUGACAGGACAUGGCUACGGCGUCCACUGCUGCUGUUUCAGCGCCUGCGGACAGUUCCUCGCCUCGUGCUCGACUGAUGCCACCACGCUGGUCUGGUCCAUGGACACGGGGGAGAUCGAGGCCGUCCUGGAACAUCCCGGUCGCAGUCCUGUGAGGGUCUGUGCCAUCUCCCCGGACUCUGCCCACCUGGUUUCCGGAGCGUCUGACGGCACUUUGGCUCUGUGGGAUUUCCCCUCAAAACAGCUGCGCAGGACCGGAGCGGUGAAUGACACAACAAUGGUGGCCUGCUCCUUCAGCCCCUGCAGUCAGGUGUUCGUGACAGGCUCCACCUAUGGAGACCUGCGUCUGUGGAACCUGGACAUGAACCAGCUCCACACAGAGAAGAACGCCCACGACCUGGGGGUCACCUGCUGCACCUUCGCUCCCAGCAUCCUCAGUGGCGGUCAAGUUGUGCAGUUUCGUCUGGCGUCCUGCGGGCAAGACAGUCACCUGAAGAUCUGGUCCAUAAACAAGUCGAGCUCUGGAGCCUGUAAGAUGCAGCUGCUGCACACAUUAACUGGCCAGUCGGCUCCGGUCCUCUCCUGUGCGUACUCCUCAGACGGCCAGCUGCUCGUGUCUGGCUCUGUGGACAAAACUGUUGCAGUCUAUGAUGCUAUAAAUGCUGUUUUGCUGUACACACUCAACCAGCACGAGAGGUACGUGACAGCAUGUGCCUUCUCUCCGACUUCACCGCUAAUUGCUACAGGGUCUAUGGAUAAGACUGUAAACAUCUGGAGGCUGGAGGACGGAUGCAGCACCAACGGCGGGAAGUCGAUUCCUGAGAGGUCUGCUCUAACAUCAAGUGAUGGUAGGAAGGACGAAAAUAUGUCUGUACUGCAGAGGAGAACCACCGCGGGCCGAUCGAAGCUGCUGGUCAGCGAUUGGUCGGAGGAGGAUGUGUCAUCGUGGCUGGUGGAGGAAGGCCUCGGGGGAUUGGUGGACAAAUUCACGGCUAACAACAUAGACGGGACAGAGCUGCUCAGUCUCACCAAGGAAACGCUGGCGUCAGAGCUACACAUAGAGUCAGUCGGCCUGCGCAGUAAACUCCUGAGGAAGGUGGAGGAGCUGAAGAGUGAGUCAGUGUGUUCAGGCAUUCCUGAUGAGUUCCUUUGUCCGAUUACCAGAGAGCUUAUGAGGGAACCAGUCAUUGCUGCAGAUGGAUACUCAUAUGAAAGACAGGCCAUCGAGAGCUGGAUCAACACCAAGAACCGCUCCAGCCCCAUGACCAACCUCCCAUUACUGACCACUCUGCUCACCCCGAACCACACCCUGAAGAUGGCCAUCGGCCGCUGGAAAACCACCCACUAGCACCCAAAAGAUGCCCCAAAUACUUUCUCUAAAGUAGAAAUCAAAAUACAGUGCAUGCAUGGAUGGCAGCCA
Molecule: messenger RNA, 1709 nt
Organism: Acanthopagrus latus (yellowfin seabream)
Lineage: Eukaryota; Metazoa; Chordata; Actinopteri; Spariformes; Sparidae
Gene: wdsub1
Product: WD repeat, sterile alpha motif and U-box domain containing 1
Exons: 13
Coding region: 144-1637 (497 amino acids)
Biological process (GO): protein ubiquitination
Molecular function (GO): protein binding; ubiquitin-protein transferase activity
Source: RefSeq, a predicted model, not a curated record